CUCAUCCCUGUUGAAGCAAGAGGAUAUUUUAGGUGUUCUCCAACAUGUAAAUUCAACAGACUGGAGUUUUCAUCAAAUAUCUUAAAAAAAUGUCAAAUUUUGACCAGUUUCAGUUCGACUUUUACCAGUCCAAUUAUACCAUAGAUGACCAGGAAGAAGGUUACAACAGUUAUGCGUCUAACGAAAACCUGUGUGGAAGCAGAAAGAGCCAGGCAGGAGAGCAACCUCCAGCCAGUGCUUUUGCCCCACCAGAAAUGCUUCUGUCCUCUCAGAGUUACACAGGUCAGAUUUUGCAGCCGACAUACAGUCCCGACACUCUCUCUCAUCUCAGUUACGCUGACGGAUUUGACGAGGAACCUCCUUUGCUAGAAGAACUUGGGAUCAAUUUUGAGCAUAUAUGGCAAAAAACAUUAACAGUUCUUAAUCCAAUGAAGCCUGCAGAUGGCAGCAUUAUGAACGAGACAGACCUCACCGGACCUAUGGUUUUCUGUUUGGCCCUUGGAGCAACAUUGCUGCUGGCAGGAAAAGUUCAUUUUGGCUAUGUGUAUGGCAUGAGUGCCAUUGGGUGCCUUGCUAUGCAUGCCCUACUGAACCUGAUGAGCGUCCCAGGAGUCUCGCAUGGCUGCGUUGCAAGUGUCUUGGGCUAUUGCCUGCUGCCCAUGGUGAUCUUGUCCUCUUCUGCAGUCGUCUUCUCGCUACAGGGGAUCCUGGGAACUUUGUUAGCUCUGUUUAUUAUUGGAUGGUGCAGUUUGUCAGCCUCCAAAAUUUUUACCUCUGCAUUGGGUAUGGAAGGACAGCAGCUUCUUAUUGCAUACCCGUGUGCUUUACUUUAUGGACUUUUUGCACUUCUAACAGUUUUCUGAGAUGUAUUUUCUGGUAGCCUUAUUACAGUCUGUUUAUGAUUGUUGGAGGGGCAAGGGGUUAUUUACUUAUUUUUAGAUUGCCUAGAGUUGCAUUAAGUUCCAUUAACAGAAUUAGAUUAUAUGACUUACCUUUUAUUUGCCUAAUGGCUGAUAAUGAAAUAAAAAAUCAAGCUAACAGGUAGAUGACUGCAAUAAUGGUGUUUUGAAAGUCUUAUAGCUUAAAGAAAAACAUUUGUAUUGAGGAAGUAGUAAAGGUGAAAAAAUAUGAAAUAAAUGCUAAUUUAAA
Messenger RNA from Aquila chrysaetos chrysaetos, 1149 nucleotides. It is a transcript of the gene YIPF7, whose product is annotated as Yip1 domain family member 7. NCBI's taxonomy places the organism in Eukaryota, Metazoa, Chordata, Aves, Accipitriformes, Accipitridae. Gene Ontology annotation, biological process: vesicle fusion with Golgi apparatus; endoplasmic reticulum to Golgi vesicle-mediated transport. The record is from RefSeq and is a predicted model, not a curated record. Gene Ontology annotation, cellular component: trans-Golgi network; membrane. The transcript is spliced from 6 exons. The coding region runs from base 90 to 863 and encodes 257 amino acids.